Molecule: messenger RNA, 1123 nt
Organism: Diuraphis noxia (Russian wheat aphid)
Lineage: Eukaryota; Metazoa; Arthropoda; Insecta; Hemiptera; Aphididae
Source: RefSeq, a predicted model, not a curated record
CAUUUUUUUUUCAUUAUUGUUACUUUCUUUUACAUUUCGUUUUUUUUUUGUUUUAUUAUUAUUACCGAGUUAUACCGCCAUUGUGCCCGGUAUGUCAGUGUUAACCAAACCGUUUAGAUGACCGGACACCGGUUCGUUCGUGUCCCCACAGCUGUUGCCAACACGACGACGGCGACGACGAAGAGGACGCGACUACGGCAAGAAAUCGAAGGAAAAAAAUAAGAGAAACCUAACGGAUCAGUGACACGGAGGACUGCAGCUGUACCUGUUGGACUAUAUACAUACAGGUACCAGCCACAACUAUAUUCAUACCUACCUAUCUAUACGUGAAGGUAUGAUGGAGUUCGCAACAUCGUACCGAAACCUCGCCACCUUGAGCGUGUGUGACGUUCGUUUCGUAUGGCUAAUGUUAAUAGCAGCGGUCGCGGAAUGCACCGGCUCGGAACGCGCUGCACAACAACUGCCCAAUUAUUCUAGUGGAUAUUACCCGCAACAUUUCAUUCUGAUUGACCCUUGGGUGUCGCCGUCGUAUAAAAAUACAAAAUCAGCUGUUUACAAGAAAAAUAAUGGUAAAUUAGAUGAAUCAAUAGGAGGCAUAAAAGAAGUAGAUGCAKAAAAAUACAAAAACGGUAAACUAAUGAAUGAAGAAAAAUCAACAAAAUACAAAGAAGAAAAAGGAAAUGACGACAAAUAUAAUGACAAAGGAGGUGAUGCUGGACAGAUACAUACACACGGAGGUAAAAAGAAAGAGGCGUCAUACAAAAAAGGCGACAAACAAAAAAAAUUUAAAACAAAAAAAGGUUUUCGAGAUAAUUAUCACAAAAAUGAAAAACAUAAAGUUAACGAAUUCUGGGACAAUUAUGAAACAUAUGGUACUUUUAAGAAGUUUGGUAAAAAGGGAGACAAAAAGUUGUUAGGCAAUAGGAAAAAUAAGAAAAAUAAAACCAAAAAAGGAGGCCAAUCAAACAAAGAAAAUAGUAACAAAGGCGAAACUAAACAUAAAUCUGGAAAAAAAGGAGAAAUGGGACAUAACAAGGAAAAGCAUAGUGACACUCACUAUAAUAAUGAGUCUCAAUAUCAUAAAGAAAAAAAAUCUAAAAAACACCAUAAGAAAAAUACAUAA